CACAUUGCCGUGUGUGCGCUAGACUCGACGCAAAGAUGCAAUUCCCCUAUCCACGGCAAUGGAACUGUCUUUUCCUCUGUCACGGUUGCAUUGUAGGGACGGGGGACGCACGGCAGCCCAGGAUAUCUUCACCCCAAUGGACCGAGUCUUGUAACAGACAAAUACACUAAACCUCAUAUCCAACCUGAGUCACAAAAAUCGCCAUGGACGAAAUCACUCCCACCACUUCCACCGCCCCAAAGACCUUUACCCUCUUCCCUCUCCUCCCUACUGAGCUCCGUCUCGCCAUCUGGCAAGCCUCCUGCCACCCUCGCAUCCUCGAAAUUCACUACUGCCCCUCCCAAGACCGGUGUUUUACCCCCUCCAAGCCGCCCGUCAUCCUCUCCGUCUGCCGAGAAUCCCGCCACGAAGCGCUCUCGCGCAUCUACGCCAAAGCCUUUGGCACACGCACCCACCCGUCCGGAUCCAUCUACUUUGCGCCGGAUCUAGACAUCCUCUACAUACCGCGGUACUACGAAGAGGAAGGGGACUUCCAUCAUCAUCACCAAAAAAGGAAAGCAGCACGCGGCGAGGAAGAAAAGGAAAGGACUAGGAGGAUCAUGUCCAUGGGCUACAGCGAGACGGCACGCGAUUUUGAUCGGUACGUCCUCAACACCACGGAGCUGGUGAAGAAUCUGGCCAUCGAUCAUGUCCGACCGGAGAUCAGGCGGCCGUGGGAGACGUAUAGCAAGUUUUGUCUGAUCAGGAGCUUUCCGAGGUUGGAGAGGGCGUUUUUGAUUUUGGAUAAUACCACCACUACCGCAUCAUCGACCAUCACCACCGCCGCGGCAACGAUGACCAUCUCCACGAGUGACGAUAGGGUAAUAGAAGGAGUGGACGACGGGGACGACGACGAGGAUCAAAUCGAAUUUAUCGACCCCACCGAAAGCAAGGAAGAAAUUACGCGGUUGAUGGAGAACGUAAGCGCUUCAUUCUCCCAUGAGGUGGGGGUGGGGGUUAUUACUCGGUUUGAGGACAGUGGCAGUGGAGGGGGGAGCAACGAUCAUAGGGCCCAGCAACCACGUCUUGAUUGCUGCUUGAAUCAUGCAUCAGGUGGGCGCGGCGGUGAUGACCUGGCUUUGAUACCAAAGACUAAGGUUCAUCACCAUCAUCCUAGCCAUCAUGCCCCGUGGCAGAGUCAUACGUCGUCGUUUGUGGCUUGUGUAUGAACUUGGGAUUUGCGAGUGAGAAGAAGAAAAGGGGGGAGUAAUGCGUUAUGAAUGGUAUAUGACUAUGGGUAAUGAGCAAAAGCGGUGUUUCAGGAUUUCUCUUUUCCUCAUUUUGGGCGUCUGGUCAAUGAUCACAAUGCAUUUCAAUGGUUGAUCACAUACAAGUUCUUGACGGACACUCUAAACUGCACAGGUCACCACCAAAUGAGAGGUGCCAA
Messenger RNA from Neurospora tetrasperma FGSC 2508, 1426 nucleotides. RefSeq lists its product as uncharacterized. NCBI's taxonomy places the organism in Eukaryota, Fungi, Ascomycota, Sordariomycetes, Sordariales, Sordariaceae. The transcript is spliced from 2 exons. The record is from RefSeq and is a predicted model, not a curated record. The coding region runs from base 204 to 1208 and encodes 334 amino acids.